Molecule: messenger RNA, 1582 nt
Organism: Hippocampus comes (tiger tail seahorse)
Lineage: Eukaryota; Metazoa; Chordata; Actinopteri; Syngnathiformes; Syngnathidae
Gene: sgcb
Product: sarcoglycan, beta (dystrophin-associated glycoprotein)
Exons: 6
Coding region: 179-1123 (314 amino acids)
Biological process (GO): muscle organ development
Cellular component (GO): sarcolemma; sarcoglycan complex
Source: RefSeq, a predicted model, not a curated record
ACCUCCUCGUCGACACCACAACUAUUCGAGUGUUUCUGUACUUUGCAUUAAAGCGACACAGCAGUUAAUACAUUUCGCAAAACACGAUAAGUUUGGGUAAGAAGAACACCAAGGCGGUUGAUGGUGGGCCCACCCCCCACGCACUCGCACUCCGGUCGGAGAGAGAGGGAGGGUCAACAUGGCGUCUGAGCAGGAGAGCGCCAACGGGCCGGUGAAGAAGUCCAUGCGGGAGAAGGCCAUCGAGAGACGCGGCGCCAACAAGGAACACAACAGCAACUUCAAAGCGGGCUACGUGCCAAUCGAGGAGGAGCGCCUGCAUAAGACGGGUCUUCGCGGGCGCAAGGGCAACAUGGCCGUGUGCGUCAUCGUGCUCCUCUUCCUCCUCGCUUUGAUUAACCUCAUCAUCACUCUGGUCAUAUGGACGGUGAUCCGCAUCGGUCCAAACGGAUGCGACAGCAUGGAAUUCCACGAAUCGGGUCUUCUGCGCUUCAAGCAGAAGGCCGACAUGGGCGUGGUUCACCCGCUGCACAAAAGCACUGUCGGGGGUCGCAAAGACCAAGACCUGCUCAUCGUUGGCAACAAUAACCCGGUGGUGUUCCAGCAGGGCACCUCCAAGCUGAGCAUGGAAAAGGAUAAGACGUCGGUGGUCAGCGACACCGGGAUAUCAUUCACAGACCCCCGCACCCAGACCACUUUUUUCAGCACUGACUACGACAAUCACGAGUUCCACCUGCCCCAAGGUGUCAAGGUGCUCAGUGUCAAGAAGGCCUCCACCGAAAGGAUCACCAGCAAUGCCGCGUCGGACCUGAACAUCCGCGGGGACGGCAAGGCCAUCAUACGCGGCAACGAGGGCGUCAACAUCAUGGGCCGCACCGUCGAGUUCCGAAUGGGCGGCGACAUUGAGCUCAGAGCCGAGAACAGCAUCGUGCUGAACGGCUCGGUCAUGUUCAACGCCACGCGCAUCCCCAACUCGGCGGGCGACAUCUACUUCGACGAGGGCGUGGAGCGCUACAAGCUGUGCAUGUGCGCCGACGGCACGCUGUUCCGCGUGCAGGUCAAGUAUCCCAACAUGGGCUGCCAGACCUCAGACAACCCGUGCCGAAACACCCACCAAGGACUGUAACCCCCAACCCCUGCCUCCCUAUCACAAAAAGAAGGAAAAAAAAACUGUAUUCAUGGAUUACAUGAUCACAGGCGUUUGGAAGAUGCAGUGUUUUGUUUUACCAUCCAGUAUUUUUAUUAUUAUUAUUUAUAUCCUUGAGGGUUGCACAGGGAAUUAUUUGGCAGCUGUGUGUGCGUGUGUGUGACGUGUUUACUGACCACUAAGUGAUUAGUAGGAUUUAUGCACUGCAGUCAUGCUCAAAGCUCUCAAGCUGUCAAUCAUUACAUUGGCUUCACAAGAAGAGUUUCAUCUAGAAAAGAUAGAUUGUGCUUUACACUCGCCAGACAUCUGUACAAUCUAAUAAGCUCAUAUGAUCAAAAUGUUGUACACGGCUCUCACAGGUUUGAUGCGGUUAAUUGAUAUCGUUCAAUUCACCCUCCUGUUAUACUGCGGGUCAAAUUUAUCCGUUAAAAAGAAAAA